This is a messenger RNA of Drosophila gunungcola (fruit fly), 1061 nucleotides long. RefSeq lists its product as uncharacterized. NCBI's taxonomy places the organism in Eukaryota, Metazoa, Arthropoda, Insecta, Diptera, Drosophilidae. The record is from RefSeq and is a predicted model, not a curated record. Bases 36 to 914 code for a protein of 292 amino acids. The transcript is spliced from 2 exons.
AUAUAAUAACAAAAUAUAAUAACUGGCUGGUAGCCAUGCCGAUUUCGGAGACUCAGAGGACAGGGCUUCGAGAUCUACUUGUGAAUGAGAAGAACUCGUCGGUCCUACUGCAGUUGGCCAAUAGCACCACGAAAAAUGUGUGGACAACCGAGGAUCCAGAGGAAGCCCUUAGGCUGCUCACUGCACACAUUCCGGACAUUUACAUCCUGCUCUCCAAGCGCGCUAUAACAAGAGAACUCCUGUUCAGGUACUUGCACACUCGACAGCCGGACGUAGCCACAGAUUUCACUAAGGCGGACCUCGUAGCAAAGGUGAUUCAGUACUGGGAACAGGAACAGGAUCAGGAGUCAAGCAGAUUACCUUCUAAAGGCCAAGCUGCCGUCUCAGUUGUCUCGACUUCCAAGCAAAACGAAGAGGAUUUCCCCAUUCACUCCAUUGCCCGAAAGUUCGGAGAAUGGUUUUUCGACCGCCUUAACUCAGACAGCCUGAGCCUGGUGGACCUGUGGACCGAUGCUGCCCUGCACCUCACCAUCGCGGCCAGCGAUGGGUUAAAUGAGAUAGAGUGCACGACGGCUGCCGAAGUGCUGUCGGCACUAACAAGCACCAAACAGCAAUUUGGCUUCCACUUCAAUCCAAACUUGACCCACGCCGGGAUUCAGGGACGGAUGGAUGCGUACGGGCAGGUUGUGGUCCUCUGCUGUGGCACUCUGCACACGUCCAUAAGCUGUGUUGGAAUCUUUGAGUGCGCCUUCGGACUGCUGCGAGAUCCCUACGCGGAAAACAACUGGAAGCCCAAGAAAGUCAAGUGCUUGCUCAAAAGCCAGCAACAGCCCGCGGAGCUGCACAUACUGUGCUCGAGCGAGACUCUGCAGGCAGCACUUGAGCUGCCGGUACCGAUCGACGGCUUGGAUUAAUGGACUUGCACUUGUAUUGAACCAGCAUAAGUACACGCGUAUAUUUACACUUGGAUAUUAAAAAGAAAUAAACUCACCUGCAUGGCGUUCCAUUCUGAAUAGAGUGAUGAUGUCGUGGAAUAUUCCACUUAGUGUGGACAACACAAA